Molecule: messenger RNA, 1368 nt
Organism: Lolium perenne
Lineage: Eukaryota; Viridiplantae; Streptophyta; Magnoliopsida; Poales; Poaceae
Source: RefSeq, a predicted model, not a curated record
AAAUUUAUGAUCAUCUUAUUAUCCAAGAUCAUCCUUUUAGGUAUCCUGCUACUGUUAAAGAACUCUGGCUGCCAAAUCAAAAAACUUGGAAUGCUAAUCUUAUUAACUCUCUGUUCAGUCCUGAGAUAGCAAAUGAUAUUCUCCAGACUCCUAUACUUAAAGCUGCUGGACAAGAUACUUUGAUUUGGAAACAAACACCUGCAGGCAAUUUCUCCUCCAAAAGUGCGUAUAAACAUUGUUUCAACAACCUUGAUCUGCCGGCAAGACAACGACCAAAAAUUGUUCAGCCACAAAUUAUUGCGCUUCUAAAUCAGGUUUGGCAGGACAAGCACAUGGUGCCAAGGGUAUAGACUUUUGCUUGGAGGCUUCUAAGGAAAGCACUACCUACGGGUAAGAGAGCAAGUAAGUUCUCUAAACACAUACAUGAAAACUGCUCCCGGUGUGACAACAUGGAAGAUGAAAUGCACAUGUUUUUCCUUUGUCCUUUUUCUAAAGCUGCAUGGUUCUGUUCACCGUGGUUCAUUAAAACUGAAAUUCUAGCUGCAACUAAUCCCUCUAUUCCUGACAUGAUCCAAAGUUUACUUACCUCGGGGCAUCCACAGAUUACUCUUUCUAGCUUAUAUACUUUUUUGUGGUGCCUUUGGAAAUCUCGAAACGAUGCUCUCUUUGCUAGAAAAUAUUGCAGGCCAUCUCAGGUGUACGUGGCAGCAAAUGCUAUCAUCCAAGGAUCCAAAUUAGAUGGCGCGACCCCUGUUGAACAUAAUGGAGUGAAUUGCUUACAGGACCAUCUAAUACUACCGGCAGUACAAAGUCCCAACUCUUUUGCAGGCAACACAAUCUUCUGUGAUGCUGCGUGGGAAAUGCAACCAAGCAACACCACUAAACAAGCAGGAAUUGGAGUCUUUAUUCAAUUUCAAAAUAAUCCGCAUGUCCAACAACUUCACAUCUCGGCAAUGUCCCCUCCAGCUUCUUCUCCUCUUCAGGCUGAGACUUUUGGUCUGCUGAUUGCGACCAGACUAGCGGAGGUAUUCAACAUACAAGAUCCACACUUUCUCACAGAUUGCUUGGUACUUGCUUCGGCGGCAAAAGCGACAGAUAUUUUCUCUGCUCCAGGGCACUGGGACAACAGGCCACUGCUAGCUCAGAUACAAAAUAGUCCUGCUUUCCAGCGAAGAAACGUUUCUCACAUAAACAGGGGAAACAACGUCAAGGCUCACCAUCUUGCAAGGCUAGCCUCAAGAAUGCAAAUUAGACCUACAGUAUAUCGCUGCUUAUGUUCAGAUGCAAGAAUUUGUCAAAUCAGAGAAACUCUCUGUGUAACAAGCGUGUUACCUUUCACGCUCCUCUCUGUAAAAUGCUCGUAGAUGA